Molecule: messenger RNA, 684 nt
Organism: Pyrenophora tritici-repentis Pt-1C-BFP
Lineage: Eukaryota; Fungi; Ascomycota; Dothideomycetes; Pleosporales; Pleosporaceae
Source: RefSeq, a predicted model, not a curated record
AUGCCACCCAACAUCAUCAUCAUCAUCAAUCGUAGCUCAGAGAAGCGGCCACAGGCCUGGAAGGCAGGUACAGAAAGCUUUGAAACUGGCCUGCCGAUAAUUGGGCAGCAAGUGCUCAACCACUACGUCGCCUGGAGUAAGGACGAGAGCAAGUCCGCUGUCCUGCAUUCUUGCUACGACUGUCCAACUCGGUAUCUACCAGCACCCGCUAUUGAUAAUAGCUUUCUGGGAAACUCAGCGGGAGAGAAGUCCGACAUCCACAGAGCUUUUGAGUUUACGAAAGCCAUUGUCAAUGAUAUUGAGUCAGCCAAUCAGGCAGGACUGCGUCCGACAGUAGUGUCGGUGGGUCUGGACGGCUGGGCCUGCGAUCUGCGGAUGUUGAAGCCGUGGCUUCAACAAAAUGGCCUACACUUCGACCUCGUGUUACGCCUCAAUGGCUUAUACUAUGGGAUGAGCGAGAAGUUCGUUGAAGAAGACCACAACGUGUAUUGGGUUCGGCACGACAUCGGCGACAUCCAAAAGACCUGCAGUCUUGAGCCGACUGCCUGGAACGGCCAUGAUGAAAAGUCGAGAGAACUCAUUACGGUCUGGAAGACCCUCCAAGAUGGGAAAGACCUGUCGUUUGGAGUGAAGACCGGCAGAAAUGCCGUCAAUCUUACCGCGUCGCUUCCUUCGGUCAUUUGA